AUGCUUAGUGAAAGACAUACAAAUUUAGCAAUUUCUAAUUGGCUCUUGAAAUGGAUAAGUUGUGACAUAAAAAAACCCAAAGAAACGGUUUGUGACAAUUCACUAGCUUUGCUUUCAGCUAUCGUUCAAAGCUUUACUCAGUAUUCGUCUUUGCAAGACUAUGUAAGAGUUUGUUCUGACCUGCUUACGCAAGAAAUUUCUACCAAUUCACAUUUUCUUCCUAGAUGUUUCAUACGUAUCGAUGUAGCACAUUUUAUAAAAAUUUGUAGUAAGUGGACACCACUAAAGACAGUUUCAAGAAGAAUUAGGGAAAUUGUACUCCGCUUAGUUGGAAUUUUAAUAAAAUGCCAAAGUUUAUCAGAAGUCCGCUGUCUACUGAUGUCAAUGUUUGUGGUCUUCACCAAUGAAACAGACGGAAUAAAUUUAGAUGGCCAGGAAACUGCAUGUGAAUUACAUAAAAAAAAGUUAAUUGAAGCUACAUCAAGUGGGUUUAUUGAAUUUCAUCAAGAAUUUGAUAAUAUGAUAGCUCUUGCUGAAACAGAAGAUGAUGCUCGAACUUUAAUGGAAGAAAUGUAUGAAGCUCAAAAUGAAGGACUUGAUGAUUAUGAAAAUCCUUUUAAAUCUUGGGCGAAUAAUAUAUAUGAAAACAGCAAAAGUUUUGUGCAGGAAGGAUCAGGGAUAAACCCAUUAUUUAUUCCAACAUUGGUGCCAAUUUUAAUAAAAAUAAUGAAACUAUUACCUUUAUGGUCUGGUGUAAUGGUGCCAAUAUUUGGCUAUGGUGAUGACGUUUCGAGCUCAGCUGCAAUAGAAUCAAGUUUCAAAAAACUUAAAGUUGUAACUUUUAAGCAUAUACCUCUGCCAACUGACCUUGAAACAUUUUUGACCAAUCAUAUUGAUUCACUAAAAGGUGCUACGCUUUUAAGAUCUGCUAUACAUAACAAUGAAUCUUUGCCACCUAUGGAAGAGUCAAAUCAGGUAAUUUUUAAUGAAAAUGGAUAUUCACCACCGAGGUUAUAUGAAAAUCAAGAGAACCCGAUACCAUUAAACAUAAUUGAUGAUAAUAUCAAUGAAUAUCAACAAGUUUAUGAAAAAGAAGUAAAUAUUGAAUGUCAAUCACUAUUAAGAUACAAUAACGAUGAUAAAAACUAUGAUUCACCACCAACAAUACAUAAUAUGACGAAACAAAUUCCAGGUGAAUUAUUCGAUGUUACCGAUGAUUCACAUGAUGAUUCAAAUUCUUCAUUAUACUGUAUUGUGAAAGAAAACCAACUUAGAUUUGUUCCAAUACGAAACCAAGAAAACAGCGAAGAAAUUAAAGCAACAGAAAGUUGGAACAGAAAAAGUGCCCAGCAAAGAAAAAGUAACUCUUACCUUGUGCCAAAUUCUCAUUUACGCCAUAUAAGAAUAACAAAUUCAUCAAAACAUCAACGAUCGUUGUAA
This is a messenger RNA of Macrosiphum euphorbiae (potato aphid), 1440 nucleotides long. The record is from the annotation of a GenBank genome assembly. NCBI's taxonomy places the organism in Eukaryota, Metazoa, Arthropoda, Insecta, Hemiptera, Aphididae.